Molecule: messenger RNA, 933 nt
Organism: Trichechus manatus latirostris (Florida manatee)
Lineage: Eukaryota; Metazoa; Chordata; Mammalia; Sirenia; Trichechidae
Gene: TMED6
Product: transmembrane p24 trafficking protein 6
Exons: 4
Coding region: 51-776 (241 amino acids)
Biological process (GO): endoplasmic reticulum to Golgi vesicle-mediated transport; intracellular protein transport; Golgi organization
Cellular component (GO): endoplasmic reticulum; endoplasmic reticulum-Golgi intermediate compartment; Golgi apparatus
Source: RefSeq, a predicted model, not a curated record
UCCACUGGGUUGCAAGCAGUAUACACCUGCAGAGGAACCCAGAAAGCAGUAUGUGUCCUUUGUUCUUUGGUGCUGGGCUGGUGGUUCUGAACCUAGUGGCCUCUGCUAGGAGCCAGAAGACAGAACCCCUAAGUGACUCUGGGGAACAGCCACUCUUCCGUGGAGCAGACCGUUAUGAUUUUGCCAUCAUGAUCCCACCAAGAGGUUCAGAAUGCUUUUGGCAAUUUGCCUACCAGACUGGCUAUUUCUAUUUCAGCUACGAGGUUCAGCGGACACUGGGAAUGUCACAUGACCGGCAUGUUGCUGCCACCGCACAUACACCACAAGGUUUCCUGAUAGACACCUCCCAGGAUGUUCGGGGUCAGAUUAACUUCUACAUCCAAGAGACAGGUUUUUAUCAGCUUUGUCUAAGAAACCUGCAAAACCGCUUUGGUUCUGUACAAGUGUAUCUAAACUUUGGAGUCUUCUAUGAGGGGCCUGAGGUGGAUCACAAAGAGAAGAAUGAAAGAAAACAACUGAAUGACACUCUGGAUGCAAUUGAGGCGAGUACACGAAAGGUGCAGAACAAUAUCUUUCACAUGUGGCGAUACUACAACUUUGCCCGGAUGAGGAAAACGGGUGACUUUUUCCUUCUCCAAUCAAACUAUUUCUACGUGAACUGGUGGUCGACAGCCCAGAGCCUCGUCAUUAUUCUUUCUGGGCUCCUGCAGCUGUAUUUCUUGAAGCGUCUCUUCAACGCUCCAGCAACUACGGACACAAAAAAGCCAAGAUGCUAAGCUAGGAGGACUAUAGCACUCUGGCUCUUUUCUUCUGGGGUAGAAAAUGAUCAAAUGAGCUUUGAAAAGUUAUUGGAAAAAAUCAAUUUCUCCUGCUAAAGUUUUAGUCUAUUGCUCUCAUCUACAAAAACACAAUGGCAAUAAAAGAGAAACAAUG